Messenger RNA from Coregonus clupeaformis (lake whitefish), 1017 nucleotides. Its product is annotated as serine/arginine-rich splicing factor 6-like. Gene Ontology annotation, biological process: alternative mRNA splicing, via spliceosome; mRNA splice site recognition. Gene Ontology annotation, cellular component: nucleus; ribonucleoprotein complex; cytoplasm. The transcript is spliced from 7 exons. Lineage: Eukaryota; Metazoa; Chordata; Actinopteri; Salmoniformes; Salmonidae. Gene Ontology annotation, molecular function: mRNA binding. Bases 1 to 1017 code for a protein of 338 amino acids. The record is from RefSeq and is a predicted model, not a curated record.
AUGCCGCGUCUCUAUGUCGGCAGAUUGAGUUAUCAUGUUCGUGAGAAAGACAUCCAAAGGUUUUUCAGUGGUUACGGGAAGCUACUGGAGGUUGAUCUGAAGAAUGGGUACGGCUUCGUGGAGUUCGAGGACACGCGUGACGCCGACGAUGCAGUUUAUGAGCUGAACGGGAAAGAGCUUUGCGGUGAACGAGUCGUCAUUGAGCACGCUCGUGGCCUGCGGAGGGAACGUGAUGUAUACCGUACUGGCGGAGGUGGACGCAGUAGUGGUUACAGCAGCCGAAGCCGCACUGGCUGGGACAAGUACGGGCCACCUGUACGCACAGAGUACCGCCUUAUUGUGGAGAACCUCUCUAGUCGCUGCAGCUGGCAGGACCUAAAGGACUUCAUGCGCCAGGCUGGUGAGGUGACCUAUGCCGACGCCCAUAAGGAGCGGACCAACGAGGGGGUGAUUGAGUUCCGAUCCCGCUCGGACAUGAGGAGGGCCCUGGACAAGCUGGACGGCACUGACAUCAAUGGGAGGAAGAUCCGCCUGGUGAAGGACAAGCCUCGCCGCCGACGCUCCUACUCUGGCAGCUGCUCUAGGUCUCGCAGCAGACGUCGCUCUUGCAGCAGAAGUUCUGGAAGCCACUCCAGGUCACGCUCACGAUCUGACCACAAAUCCUGUUCUAGAUCUGGGAAGAAGUCCCGCUCUAAGUCCCCGACCCGCUCCAAGUCUCGCAAGUCCCGUUCCAAGUCCCGUUCUCGCUCCGGCGCUCACAAGUCUCGCAGCUGCUCGACGAGCCACAAAUCUCGCUCUCAGUCCCACACACGCAAGUCUCGCUCUAAAUCCCAGAAUCGUUCCCCACCCUCCACAGAGAAUGGAAACGGACAGCGGUCCAAGUCUGCCUCCAAGUCUCCCUGCCCACAAGAAGACCUUCACCAAUCCAAGUCCCCAGCCAAGCGCUCAGCCUCUGGAUCCCCCUCACGCUCUAAAUCCCGCUCCUGUUCCCGAUCCAGGUCGACUUCCCAAGAUUAA